Vitis riparia (riverbank grape) is the source of this 2594-nucleotide messenger RNA. Its product is annotated as bromodomain-containing protein DDB_G0270170-like. The record is from RefSeq and is a predicted model, not a curated record. The coding region runs from base 25 to 2277 and encodes 750 amino acids. Gene Ontology annotation, molecular function: protein binding. The transcript has 9 exons. Lineage: Eukaryota; Viridiplantae; Streptophyta; Magnoliopsida; Vitales; Vitaceae.
GAGAGGAGAGAGAAGGAGGCGGAAAUGGGUAAGGUAGUGGAGGAGAAGAAGAAGAAGAAGAAGGGGAGGCCGUCUCUGUUGGAUCUUCAGAAGCGGAGUAUCAAGCAAGAGCAAGAGCAAGAGCAGCUUCAACAGCAGAAGCAGAAUUCUAAUUCUAACCCUAACCCUAAUUUGAAGUCUAGUACGGUUAGUUCUACGCCCGUCCGCCGAUCCACUCGCCGGAACCCUAACCCUGACCCAGAGGAGGACGAAAACGAUACCGUCGCCGCCGCCGAAGACGAGGAGGAAUUGAGCGGGAGGAGGAGGGAGAAGAAACUGAAACUGGUACUGCGCUUGCCCUCGCAGUUGAAUUCAGCGUCUCUGAAUUCGGCUUCCUGCGGGUCGGAUUCGAACGCGGAGGAGGAGAACGUUCCGGCCAGUCACAAGAAGCGGAAGAUCAAUGCGAUCGGGGAUGGAUCCGGGCACGUGGACAGUGAAAAGGCAGAAAAGCCUAUUUCUGGUGCAAGCAACCAACAAGGGACUGAGUUGGAUGAUGGACCGGCUACCCCUUUACCCGAUAAAAAGUUAUUGGUGUUCGUCCUUGACAGACUUCAAAAGAAAGACUCUUAUGGGGUUUUCUCAGAACCAGUGGACCCAAAAGAGCUUCCAGACUACCAUGAAGUCAUAGAGCAUCCAAUGGAUUUCGGAACCGUUAGGAAGAAUCUUGCUGGUGGAGCUUAUGCCAGUUUGGAACAAUUUGAGAAAGAUGUUUUCUUGAUCUGUUCAAAUGCCAUGCAGUACAAUGCCCCAGAUACCAUUUAUUUUAAACAGGCACGAUCCAUACAAGAAUUGGCGAAGAAGAAUUUUGAGAAUUUAAGGCAAGAUAGUGAUGACAAUGAGCCCGAGCCGAAAAGGAGAGGUAGACCACCAACCAAGAAUAUAAAGAAGCCUCUGGGCAGGCCUUCUUUGGAGCGGCCUGGUUCAGAGUUUUCCUCAGAUGCAACUCUUGCUACUGGGGGAGAAAACACCAUGUGGUCCAAUCAUGAUCUGAGAAAGGGAGCUCUUAUUUCAGACAAAUCUGGUCCUGCUGAUUCAUUCGGCCGGUCUUUGCAUGGCACCCGCUACAGUGAUGGUAAUACUGGUUGGUCUGCUGAUCAGAAAUUAGAGAGACAUGAUGAAUUUACAGGUUCUGUUUUGAAAGGUAUUUCCCUGAAGCAUGGAAAGAAGCCAUUUGUACUUGAUGAGAACAGACGCAAUACCUACAAACAAUCCUCUUCAAUAGCUGUUGGGAGAGAGCCAUCUGUGUUGACUACCUUUGAUGGGGAGAAGAAACAGCUAAUGCCUGUGGGGCUUAACGCAGAGUAUGGUUAUGCAAGGAGCCUGGCUCGAUUUGCUUCCAACUUGGGCCCUGUUGCCUGGAAAAUUGCUGCAAAGAAGAUUGAAAAGUCUUUGCCUCCUGGAGUGAAGUUUGGACCAGGAUGGGUAGGAGAGAAUGAUGUUAUACCUCCAAAGCCACUUUUCGUUCCUUCAUCAACACCACUCUCAUCACUCCCGGGAGAUUCUAUACCUUGCAGUAUGGAUUCUCAGGAGGAUAAACCAUCACAGAAGACUGGAGGAAUCGGUUUACCAGAGAGGAAUGCGCUUUCAGCUCGCGCAGCCCUGGCUAGCCAUCCGGGCAAGUCUCUCCUUACAUCUGCUGCCGCCUCACCUCUCAUCAAUACUGCUAACAAAGCUUCAGGACCCAGCAGUGGAAGCACGGAAGCUAGUAUUGGAUUGAAUGCACAACCUGGGUUCAGCAUACUAAAUAGCAGUGCUGGUGCUGUCAGGCCCAGACCACCCUUCCAAAUUCAUCAAGGCCCCACUGCCCUCCAUCCUGGCAUGAACGGCUUCAAUGGCGCCUAUGGUUUCAACAUUCCAACUCAGAUGGGAAAACCAAUGGGAGCUGCCAGGCCAACUGGGUUCAACCUCCAGGCUCCUCAGAUGCUCGAUGCCAUCUCCCGAACCACCCCCAACUUCGGCCAUCCAGGGAUGGGAAAUAACCUAACCCCCGAGGAUCCCAAGUUCUUGGAAAAAUCAACUACAACCAACUCGAGCAGCCCAUUAUUACCUCAUCCAGGAGGAGAGGCCGCCGCUGCCCCACGAGUAGGGCCCCAUCCACAGCCCUCCUGGCCGGGACUGCCACCCCAACAGCGACAAGAUUCAGUACCCCCUGACCUUAACGUCAGAUUCCAGUCUCCAGGAUCUCCUAGCUCUAGCAAGGUCGACUCCACACAGCCUGAUUUAGCUCUGCAGCUCUGAGAAAUAAUUGAAUUAUUCUUUUUCCAUUUUCAUUUUUUCCCCUUUAAAUUAAGUUUAACCAUAGAAUCAUGGGAUGAGAAUUGCUGGUUCCUCUUUCAAUGUGGAGCCGAGCCAAGCCAAGCCAAGGCUGACUGUUGUAAUAGUGUAGGUUGGUUGUUGUACAGAUCAAUGUAUCCUAAUUCUUAGGCCAUAAGCAAAACAAAAAAAAACAAAAAAACAAAAAAAAAAGUUGGCAUUUGUAACAUCAGAAACCCAUGAUUGUAGUGCCCAGAUAAUUGUAAGACAGCUUAUUUUAUAUUCCAAACUGAUCGAUCUUA